Messenger RNA from Symsagittifera roscoffensis, 1050 nucleotides. RefSeq lists its product as uncharacterized. The record is from RefSeq and is a predicted model, not a curated record. Lineage: Eukaryota; Metazoa; Xenacoelomorpha; Acoela; Convolutidae. The transcript is spliced from 6 exons. Bases 73 to 855 code for a protein of 260 amino acids.
GAUAAAGACAUCACAACACGCUAAGCAAAAAAUUCGUCAACUCGCUAUUUACAUAACUUUAAUUUUGCUAUUAUGAGAUAUUUGAUCUUCUAUGUUUUUGCUAUCAUUGCGACCAUUUCACCAGCUGUUGCCAGUUGGAGGUCGCACAUAACGGAAGAGGAUGACGAGGACAAGUGGGAGUCUCUCAUCUUCACCAUCCCCAAUGCGGUGACACCUACAGGCAGAUCAUGUGCUCACUUCAAUGGCUUCUACUGCCUCGAGGCAUAUGCAACUGAUGAGGGUUGGGACGAUGAGGAGAAUGAGAUGUCUGCAUGGGAGAGGGAAAGACUCAAAAUUCAGUUCACAUCUCUCACAGCCCCCAUGUUCCGCAGUAUCAACUUCUUUGUAAACCCAACAACUAUAGCCAACUGUUGUGACCGGCAGAACCACAUAUACAUUAAGCAUGGGCUCAAACGACUGCAAUUGUCUCCCGAACAGUACUUGGACAAACUCACAGACUACAGGGACCAAGGCAAACAUCUCAACUACAUCAAGGCCAAGUACAGCAGUCUAUGCAAUGUGAACUUCAUUCUGGAGAUAGGCUUUGGAAGAGGUCAUUUCAAGGUCGACUCCUCCUUCCCAACACAGGCAAUGAGCCCAUUCAUGUUCCCCAUGUUCACAGAUGUCCCCACCCAGUUCAACUACGGAAACCCUGGCGACCGUCUCACGUUCCGAUGGUUCAAACACCACAUCAUGUGUCGAGGUCAGCCCUGGAUUUGUCAGGUUGAACGACGAGCACGCGCAGUGGUAAGAUCAGAUUUCCGGGUCAUCAGACGGCCUCCUUCUAUGCCUGAGCUACAAAGACGGAUGCCCUGAUUUGUUUUGGGCUUCGAAAAGGAUCAAAGUCUGAUAAAAAAAGCAAUGGUGAUUGAAUCUGGGGUUUUAACUUCUGCGAGCAUUUAACAACAAACGGUUGAUGAAAUAUUUUGAACUUCUAACGGCAAAAAAUUUUGUAGGACUCAUGGAUUUCCAGUGGAUUCGAGCUGUAUGAGUGUCAAAAUAUAUUUGAUU